This is a messenger RNA of Entrophospora candida, 801 nucleotides long. The record is from the annotation of a GenBank genome assembly. NCBI's taxonomy places the organism in Eukaryota, Fungi, Glomeromycota, Glomeromycetes, Entrophosporales, Entrophosporaceae.
UAUUAGAAGCAACAAAUUCCAUAUAUUUGAAAUUAUCAGGAAAUUCAACAAAACCAGCUCAUUGGGACUCCAAACUUGGGUUUGGAAAGUUUAGACCUUUUGCUUCAUUAAAUAGUCUUACCCCAGAUGGUGGGUUUAUUUUUGCCAUUGAUGUUGUGGUAAUGCGAAAAUAUCCUUUGAUGUACCGUGAAACAACUAAAGAUGGAAUAUAUAUCAUGCGUAAUGAAAAAGGAGAAGAACUGGCUCAAAGAAAAUUUACAGAACAGAUGCAGGAAAAGGUGUUAUCCUUACUAGAAAUUUAUCAUAAAGUAGGAAUAGGCAGUGAUGAUUCAGCAAAUAAUAAUAUCAGGCAAAAACAAGCAAUAACUAAACAAUAUGUGAAUAGUCUCACAUCUGGAGAAGAAAUAUUUAAUUUAUUGCAUGAGAAUACUGAGGAUUCUAAUAGGAUAUUUGAAUAUUUGAGCUCUGAUCAGAUUAGAUGGUUAAAUGAUUGGCUGAAUAGAAAAAAGAUAAGAGAUUUAAAUGAAAAGAAUGAUUGGCUUAAUGAGCAGUUGGAAUCAAUGGAUUUGAAGUGUGUUCGCUCUGUUGUUCCAUUCUUUAAAGUACGUGUAUGUGAUUAUCAUGAAACUGUUGGAGAGGUUCAAUCCAGGGUUAAAAGAGAAGCAUUGAUCACCAUAUGGAGUCCUAGCAGUUCUUUAUAUGAUUCUAUUUGUGAAGGACAAAGAAAUCACAUAUAUUCAUUGAUGGUGGCCAAUAAUCAAUCAUAUGAUCCAAAUUUAUCAACAACAAUUCCUUUAAUAC